AUGGCGCAGCAUUCCAUUUUCGAGGGCUUCGAUCCACAAAUCGAGGUUUUCGAGAACUGGAGCGACUUGAAGGAAGUCUCAGCUCUGGAAGAGGCGCUGCCUGCCGGCCACAUGCCGCUGGCUCGACUCCUCCGGCUCACUCCGGAAGAUCGAACCUUCCCUGCGCCAGUGAAG
Cladocopium goreaui is the source of this 174-nucleotide messenger RNA. The record is from the annotation of a GenBank genome assembly. Lineage: Eukaryota; Dinophyceae; Suessiales; Symbiodiniaceae.